This is a messenger RNA of Schistosoma turkestanicum, 1089 nucleotides long. The record is from the annotation of a GenBank genome assembly. NCBI's taxonomy places the organism in Eukaryota, Metazoa, Platyhelminthes, Trematoda, Strigeidida, Schistosomatidae.
GAAAAGUUUAACUGUUUUCCGUUAGUCGGCGAAACCGAGGGUUUGAUCGAAUCAUUUUCUGUGAAAUGAUAACAUUUCUUCACAUAUAAACGGGUCUCUGAAUUUACAGACGACUUCGAAUUCAGGAAACGUACAGUGACAGUUUAUAUGAGAGCUUGUACAGUUUCCGGUAAAGUGUUUCAGAUAUCCUUCUUCAUAAUAUACUGGAGAGAUCAUACAUAAACAAGCUUUUGAUUCCGAAAAGCAUUCAAAUUUAUUCAACUGAUAAACGAAGCUGUUUUGAAAAAUCUUCAGAGUUUCUGAAAACGAAAUGAUCAUCAAGAAGACGAAAAUGAUUAUAUUUCGAAGAUCCGUACUUUUGUAUAUGAUAAUCCUUUUGUUUGCCAUUGCAUUGUUUUGUCAUAUAUUUACUGGCUUUUUCACCAUAAUUGAACCUGAAUUGAAUAGUACUUCAAAUAAAUCACAACAAAUUAUAUUUAUUGGAGGUUAUCCAAGAAGUGGCACCACUCUUAUGCGUGUCUUGUUAGAUGUACAUCCAAUGAUUCGGUGCGGUCCUGAAACUAGAGUUAUACCGAAGCUCCUCAACUUACAAGGUCAAUGGAGUAGAGGAAAAGAAAGAGAACGACUUAAAGCUGCUGGCCUGUAUCCAGUUGCCAUUGAUUCUGCUUUACGAUCAUUUAUAUUGUCUUUAAUCAAAAAUGCUGGAGAAGAUGCACCUGUUCUAUGUAAUAAAGAUCCACUAUCAUUUAUCCAUCUUGAAUAUUUGGCGCAAAUAUUUCCUGAGGCGAAAUUUAUUCACAUGGUACGUGAUGGGCGUGCUGUGAUUAAUUCAUUAGUAAAGCGAAAUGUUAAGAUUAGAGGAACCUCUACAAUAAUCGAUGAUAGAUUUUCCGCAUGGGAAACUCGAGUAGGUCAGUUUUUAACAGCAUGUAAAGCCAUCGGAUCUAAACGAUGCACCACAAUCAAAUAUGAAUCAUUGGUACUCCGACCAACAGAGGUCCUGCACAAUCUAUUUGAAUUCCUUGAAUUACCAUGGGAUCCGAUUGUUCUCCAUCAUCAAACGGCAAUGCACCAGAACUCUCUAAGCAG